Molecule: messenger RNA, 2071 nt
Organism: Suricata suricatta (meerkat)
Lineage: Eukaryota; Metazoa; Chordata; Mammalia; Carnivora; Herpestidae
Gene: CDKN1A
Product: cyclin dependent kinase inhibitor 1A
Exons: 3
Coding region: 110-604 (164 amino acids)
Biological process (GO): signal transduction by p53 class mediator; regulation of mitotic cell cycle
Cellular component (GO): nucleus
Molecular function (GO): cyclin-dependent protein serine/threonine kinase inhibitor activity
Source: RefSeq, a predicted model, not a curated record
GCGCCGGGCGGUGCCAGCAGAGGUGUGAGCCGCCGCUCUAGCCGGUGCCCUAGAGACCCGGAGCCGGGCGCAGAUUCGCGGAGCCACUGAGACCCUCAGACCAGGUGCCAUGUCGGAGCCGUCCAGGGAUGCCCACCAGAUCCUGCAUGGCAGCAAGGCCUGCCGCCGCCUCUUCGGCCCCGUGGACAGCGAGCAGCUGCGCCGAGACUGUGACGCGUUAAUGGCCAGCUGCGUCCAGGAGGCCCGUGAGCGAUGGAACUUUGACUUCGUCACCGAGACACCGCUGGAGGGCGACUUUGUCUGGGAGCGCGUGCGGGGCCUGGGCCUGCCCAAGCUCCACCUGCCUACGGGGCCCCGGGGGGCCCGGGAUGACCUGGGCGGGGGCAAGCGGCCCAGCACCUCUCCUGCCCUGCUGCAGGGGACAGCUCAGGAGGACCACCUGGACCUGUCCCUGUCCUGCACUCUCAUGCCUCACUCCCCUGAGCGGCCGGAGGCGUCUCCGGGUGCACCUGGCACCUCUCAGGGCCGAAAACGGCGGCAGACCAGCAUGACAGAUUUCUAUCACUCCAAACGUCGGCUGAUCUUCUCCAAGAGGAAGCCCUAAUCUGCCCCCUGGAAGCCUCAAGCUCCUAGAAACAAGCCACCCCCCUCCACCGCCCCCACAGGCCUCUUCUACACCUUUGCCUUUAGUCCUUCAGUUUGUGCGUCUUAAUUAUUAUUUGUGUUUUAAUUUAAACUCCUCCUCAUGUACAUACCCUGCUUGCCACCACCCUUCCCCUACUCCCUCCAGCCUUUGGCAUUUCCAAUUAUUUAAAAACCCAUUAGAUAGCAGACAGCUUAUUAGAGUGCUAGGUAUUUUUAUGUGCAAACUUAUUUAAAACGUCUUCAUCCUACACUCUCCAUCUCCACUCUCCCAGAGGUAAGGAGGGGCACAUGUGACCCUCACCUUCUGGGUGGUGCUCCCCGGAGGGGCCUGGUUCCUUCUGCUCACCACCCCAUGGGUGUUAGGAAAUUUCUGCUCAUUUCCUGUGUUCUCAAACCCCAAUUCUUUAUAAUUUGAGAAGUAAACGGAUAGCACUUUGAAGGGGGCCCAGCAGGGUGGGGCGCCAUCAACCCUUUGGAGUCUCCUCCCCUUCUCUAAGAUUGAGCAGGGUGACCUUGAAGUGGGCACAGCCUGGAACACGGCUGGGAACGUGGCACUUCCCUGGCCCUUGGUGCCCCACCCUGCCCUGUGAAGGCCUGGACGAAGGUAGGGUCCUGUAGCAAACCACCCACUUCCCCUCACCCCCUCUGCCACCCCUAGGGGGGCCAGUCUGAAUGUUUGGCCUCCCCUGCCCCAGAUGCCCCUCUUUUCCAGCUGGGCUUUCAAGUCCCUCUCUGCUCCCCUCCCCUCCCCCAUGCCCUUUCCCUCUAGUGCCCUCUCAGCCCGAGGUGGCAGCUCUGGGGUGCCUGUCCCCCCAGUUUAGUGGACUGGGAGGGAAAGGGGUGUGCUAGAAGUAGGGGUCCCCAGUUCUACCUCAGGCAGCUCAAGCGGUGACCACCUCCUCUUACCUUCCAAGGCAGAGGGUCCGGGUGGCCGGACAGGCCUUCUUGAGUGGGGAUCUCUCUGUCAGGGGUAUGUCGCGGGGAGCAGAUUUUUUGAGGAGGAAGAGUGUGACACCAGCCCCUGGAACUCAUCUAAGGACCUUCCCCAUGCUCCACCCUCCCCCAUUUCAUUGCACUUUGAAUAGCAGCUGAACAAGGAGUCAGAUGUUUGAAGACGGUAGGGUAGAGGCUGUGGCCAGGGUGGGCUGAGAGAGCUAAUAUGGCCCUGGGAGUUGUGACAUUGUCUUUCCCAUCACUGAACUUUGAGCCCCUGGAGGCACCGAAGCACUUAGUGGGUCUGACCCCAAACAUCUUAAGUUCCUAUAAUAUGCUGGGCCUGGACUGUUUUCUCCUGGCUCCACCUAGACUGUAAGCCUCUGAAGGGCAGGGUCUCUACUUCUCUCUGCCCUUCGUAGCCCCUCCCUCCGUGCUGGGUACACAGCAGGUGCUCAAUAAAUGUUUCUUGGUGAUUUUACUUAUAAUACUA